AUGGGUGUCCUCAAGAAGAAACAGAAACUGGAUGAGGAGUUGCUCGAAAUAAUUAUUUAUAACAUAUUAUCGCUAAUCAUUGUCAAUGGCGAAUUAAGUAAAACCUCCGCAAAAAAUAGAAUAAUUGAUUCAAUCAUUGUAAAAAAUGUUGAUUACAUUAUGAACAAGUGUUUUUUCCUCUCCUUAGGGAACAUUCAAAAAUUGCUUUUCGUGAUUGACUUGAUAUUGAACGAUGAAGUUGUGUACUACGAAUUUGGCAAAGUCCGCCAAAGGGAAAAUGCGGGAACUGCGAAAAAUGUGGAAAUUUUGAAAAUUGAAGAAGCUCCUAUCUGCAAAAGUAGCACAGUUGGCGCACAUGGUGUGGGCACCAUGGGGAGUCGUAUCUCACGUGUGCCUGUAAAUGAUGGCGGGAAAGACAAAGCCGAUUUAGGUAGAAUGCAAAAGUGUGCAAGGAAAGAGCUGCGGUUAAAUAGAACAGACGCUAGACGCUUUACCGAUAGGUAUAGUCUGAACAAUUAUAUUAAGGACAUUUUCCUGUACAUAGAAGAAAAAAACAUUUACCUUAGUUUAUUUCAUUUUAAUUAUAUAUUUAAAAAUAGCGCAGAUUAUCAACAAUUUUUUCUGCGAAGAUAUCAAAGUUACACGUUCGAGACGUUCUCCAGGGAUAUUAUGAAGUUAGCAGACGGAGGAAAUAGGUCCAGACGGCGAGGAGGGAAACUCACCUUGAAGCGUACUCACAAAAGUUGCGAUUCCACAAACAAACGCAUGAACAUGGGGAUAGGCAGAAGCGUGCGUGGAAACGAAAAAGGGAUCGCUAAUUUGUUAUAUAUUAAAAAAAAAAAAUACACAAAUUUGUACGAUGCUGUAAUAAAAUAUCACAAGGAAAAUUUCAAUUUAAUGGGAAAAGGGGAUAAUGGGGGCGCAGCAUCAUCAUCAUCAUCAUCAUCCUUCUCUUCUUCUUCAUUCACUUCGUUCUCCGCCUCUUCCGUACGGGACCACACAAGUAGUGUGCCAAUAACAAGUAACGGUACAACCGCCAUGCGUGGUGUAAAAUGGACUAAAGGAGGAACAGUCAUACCGGGCAUGCCUAAAAAAGAAAACAAUGCAAAUGCUCAAAAUAGUAACAAUUAUAAAAGCGGAAAUGAGGAGGAGGGGGAAAAUAAGGAAUACGUUCUAUAUGACAUUAUAAGUAGAGAAAAAAUAAAAAGGUUAUAUAAAUAUAAAAAGCACAAAUGCAAACUGAUUGAGAACAAUAAUUUCGUAACAAAAUCAUCAUACAUCCCCAUUAAUUUGUUUCCUAAUAAUAAUUUACAUGUAAAUAAUAUAAAGUUUCAAACCCUAUCAUCAAGCAUACGUGUAAAGAUGCACUUAGUCAUUUUAUUCACCAACUUGAUCCUAAUUUUCGAUUUGCUUAAUUCCUCCUUGUACCCAUGGGUGUACAAAUUUAUUUCUUUUCUUCUAAAUGUACUAAACAAUUUUAAUUGUAAAUUUUACGACUACCUGGAUAAUUCAUCACUACUCUCCCAUUUUAAUAAAGAAAAAUUGUUCAUACUUAAUAAGACUACAUGGGAUCACAAUUUUGUAACAAAGGUUAGAGAUGAUGUCAAUCGGGUUAGCAUCUCAAGUAGUGCAAAUAGCCUACCUGCAAAGGGAUCCUCCAUUUUAAAAAAACUUGUGCAAAAAAAUGCCAAGAAGGACAACAGAAUUAAUCUAAAUUUCCCAUAUACCAAUUGUGGUUAUAUUGAAAUCUACGAUAGUGAUAAAAAUGAAAAUGCGAAGAAACUUUAUUUCCACCACUUCGUUUCUGUUCAAAUUUUGAAAUACUAUUCCAUUUUGUCCCUAUACGAGAUUGAGAACUUAUAUAAAGGCAUAUUAUCUUGCCUGCUCGGAGAUAUAUACAACAGGACGAUCACCACUAUUUGCAUGUUCGAAAGGGAAGGAAGCCACUACUCCGUUUCACCCCCAAGUAGGAACAACAUGCACUUUAAAAAUAACUACUUAAAAAACAACAACAUCGAUUUGUAUACCUUAAUUGGGGAGUUUAUCAAACUAAGAUGCAACAAUAAAAGUGAAGAAGUAGUUAUAAAUGCCCUGAGGUAUCUUUAUCUCUUCGUUCUAUUUAAUUAUAUUACAAUUUGGGGGGAUUUUUCGAUCGCUUAUAAUUUUUUUGCGGGAAGAGACCAAGCCGAUCCUUGUGCCCAGGGGGAGGAAGACAAUGUGAAUAAUUACUCCAAUAGGAAAAACGUCAAUGCGGAUAACUCCUGUGACGGAAAGGACACUCAUAAUAUGUAUGACUUCCGAGAGACCGUUUUUGAUAGGAAAAAACUGGAGGAUCCACAACGUAGCGAUGUGGCCGACCUCAUCAACCAAAUUAACUUAUUCGCAAGAGAGAAUCAGGUAAGGCUAGAACUGCAAGAAUUUUGCAAAAGCAUCCAAGUGUCAGAGGGGGUAAGAACGAAUUCACAUUUCUGUGGGAGUCUAAUUACAUUGCCCUUUUAUGUAAACGUGGGCGUCUGUCAGAUGAUAGGCCACGUUAGAAAAAUGGAAAAAUUGAAUGGGGUCAGCAGUGAUGAAAAGGGGUUCGCUGAUAGGUUCGCUAGUUGUAAUGAAGAAAACCCCCAAGAUGAAUACCCACCCAAGGGGGAAAAAAGGAGGCAAAAAAGGAUCAUCGCCAUCAGGCACAAGUGCAAAAAGAUAAUACAAAAAAGGAUAACAAAAUUGUUAAGUAGAUAUUCCCCUUUGGUGUUCCAUUUCACUCGAUAUGCCCCCCUUUUUGCAAGCACCUUGGCUGACAUACUAAAAAAGAAUAACUAUUUUUUGUACCAAAAUGAUAGUUACCGAUUUUCUGUAUGUGUUAAUUACCUUUACAUGCUUUACGAAGAAGUGAAUGAAAGUAUCAUUGUAGAUUUUUAUGAGAAAAUUAUCCUAGUUAUAAAAAAUGGGUUCUACACACAUAUUAGUAAAAUAAUCAUAAUAUAUAUUUUUUCGUUUUUUUUAAAGAAAGAAUUAAUUUUGAAUUUGUGCGAAAGGGACAUUAAUCAGUUCUUUCCUUCUUUUUCCGACUCGAAAGAUUUAGCAAUUAUCAAGUAUUAUUUUGUUCUGAAAUUUGUGCAGUAUAGGCCUAUACCUAUUAAGUUGGAAGAGGUACACAAAAAAUUGUAUACCUAUCACCACUAUGCAGUCGUAGGAGACACUACUAAUAAUGGAAAUCCCUGUUGUAGUGAAUUUCCCCCCUGGAAGGACCACUCCUUAGGAAUGAUACCCUCACAAAAAUAUCCAUUCUGCAAGUACACACAUGAAGUAAUAACUGAUAGCGCCACAUGUGGAGGAGAACAAAGUAGUAGCCAUAGAAGGAAUCUUCACCCCAUUGUACAAUCACCAUAUUGUAAAGAAGAAAUUAGGCAAAACUCACUUUUAGAGGAAAGGUCCAGUUUGGUAUACACCAAUGAGUGGAAACGUGAUUGCAACACGUGCGGGAAAAAAUUGCAAAAGACGAGGUUGCGUUUGAUGUUUGACUCCAGAGAAAGUAUUUCACAGUUGGGUGUGGUUAGUAGAAAAGAAGAAGAAGAAGAAAAGAACGCUAAUGGGAGAAGUGUGCAAUCACAUAUAAAUGCUCUUUACCGUAAAAGAGCAAAUGUGGAACACGCCAAAGGAGCCAAAUCGAUUGACAAACUUUCUGAAGUGUGCGUGAAACAUAGCAUGUGUAGUGAAAACACAUUGGAGGAAGACCACUCCGGAUAUCCUUUUCCGGAAAAGAACAAUUUGAUCUAUGAGAAAAAAAUAUAUUUUCUUAUAUUCGCGUACCAUCUCUUAAAGUGCAAUAGUCAAUCUAGGCAAUUGGCGCAAAGGCUGAAGGUGGAACUGCUCCAUAUGUUAGUAUCCAACAUGAACUCAAUUCACAUAAUCUAUUUUAUGUUACAUUAUUUGCAUGAGAAAAAAGAUUUGCAAUUAUUCUGCGCUAUCCAAAAUGGCGUGUUAAAAUGCUUAAUGAAAAUGAAGCCAAGUUAUAAGCUCAUCAAUUUUUUGGCAUUCUUUUUUUACCUAGUAAAAAUCAAAUAUACAAAUGUUAAGGCCAUUAUGAAGAUGCUCAGCCAAGUGUUCAAAAAAUAUGAAUUCAAUUUGAAGGUUUAUAUGGUCAUGUUUAAAAUUAUAAAAGUACUUUUACAACGUCAUGAAAUUUCGGACAGCUACCCAUUUAUUCUUUCCAUUUUGAGGCAUAUCAAAGAAAGCGAUUAUGUGUAUUUACACACCACGUGUAUGUACUACAUAAAUAUAAUUCAAAAUAAAAUUUCCUUCCUAGAGUGCACUAAAUUCGGAAAAAAACGUCCACAUUAUAGGAGCGAUCUGACCGAGGCAGAUGCCAACUCUCUGGGUGACGAUCCAGAAAGGACCCAAAGGAUCAGCAGCAUAAACGUAAAAUAUGAAAAAAAAAAUGACACAUCGAAUUUUAUUAAAUUAAAAAUUCACAAAUUAGACAGAAGAAAAUUACUAUCUCUUAAGGAUAACGGAUCGACAAUUUUUUACGCCCAACGUGGUGCAACAAGUCCCGACAUGGUACCUGACGGCACACUUUCAUUCCCCUCCGACCAUUACUAUAAUAGCAACGAUUUUAGCUCAGACUCUUUUUACAGCAUCUACAGGGACGACUCGUAUAGCUUAAAAAAUUAUUGCACCUACAUUGCUACUACGGAGCAGUGCAUUUACUUUCCCUUCAUUUUGAGGUACUCUCUCGGUGUAGAAACAACCGGGGGAAGAGACACACACCCUGGGAAGAGAAGUCACAUUGGACCCAAGAAUGUUAUCAGAGUAGCACCCAGUAACAUACUCCACAAAACCGAACGUGGCAGAAAGCAAAAAAAGAACAGCAAACGGGACACACCACGUGGAGACCCACUUUGGAACCCAAACGAAACACUAUUCUGCCUAAAUGUCUGCUUCGUGCACAAGGGGGAUUUCGUGAACAUACAUAACGUGUACAUUCCGUACAUACAACUAAGUCACGAGUGUCCCAUUAGCAAGUAUCGCUGCUCAGGAAAAGAGAAAGAUAACGAAGGGGUAGAGAUGGAUAAUCGUUAUGAAUAUACAUGGGAAGAAGAUGCAUUGUUCAGAAGGCUACCCCGAAGAAGAAAAAUUUUGUCACUGAAAAAAAAAAACUUUUCUAUCGUCCGCUAUAGCUGUGCACUGUACAAGGGAAAGGUAAGGUACGCGAUCAGGGUGCUAAUUAGAGGGUUAAAACGGGGAAGGGGAUCCAUGCACGAGGAACCUUCCAUGUGCAAGUCGAAGGGGCACUACCCAAACGAUGCAAUAACCAAACCAGAAAGUCGAAAGAAGAAACACAUUGCAGAUAACCAAACGCAUGGAACCCAUUUUGCAGACCUAAAAAGAGAUGUAAUAAAAAAGGAAGCAUAUAAAAUAAAUUGCAUGAUAAAAGGAAAUCCAUUUUUAAAGAGAGAAAAGUGUCAUGUGGGGGGGAUAGAUGGAAAAGUUAACCAAAGCAGAAACGAGACAGUAGAAAAAACGACCAGUUCAUACAAAUUGUUAAUUAAAAUAGGAGUGAAAUUACUAAUUAAGAGCAAGUUCUAUGCAUAUAUCGUAUACAUAAAUAGGGAAAAAAAAACUUUCAAAAGAUUUCUAGGAAAAUAUAAUUUAAAUUUUGCGGAUUUCUUCCAACCAUUUAGAGCCAACAUUCAAUUCUGGAAAAAUAUUUUUGAAGAUGUGUGGAAUGGGAAAAUUGGGAAAAUGUAUAAGUCGUCGAAAUAUUUGAACAUGACAUCGGAUAAAGUUCUCCAAAUUAUUAAGAAAAAGUUACACCCAUUUGUGGUCCAAGGAAAUGUUAAUGUAAAAAAUUGGAACGUCUAUAAUUUUCGCCAUUAUAAAAUGCACGUAGGCAGAAACUACUGUCUGAAUGAAAAAUAUUAUUAUGCAUAUGGGAGUAAAAACAGGAAAAUUAAUAACCCCAUUUUUGAUGAAUUUUACAUUGAUAACUAUCCUCUCGGUUCGAGUGAAACCGAUGGGACGACUAGCACGACAACGAGUCGAAUGAAAGCAUAUAAUCUUAGGGCCAAUGGAAAAACCAAAAAAAAGGAGACACAUUACCUCAGAUACAAACCUAAUUUUAUGAAUACACUUUUGAAUGAUAUUUUACGUCAUUCUCUCCAUGACAACCAUGUGGAUGUAGCAAAUCUGAACAAAUGCGAUAAAGGAAGCGCAAAAGUGAAUCGUGCCAAAAAUAGGACUAUCCUAAAAAGGAACAAUAAUGAGCGUACUACAUUUUCUACUCUACGCGUAAGACGUAUAUUUCAUCUGAAUAUUAAUCGGAUGAUUAGGGGAAAGGGAAAGUGCACGAAAAGAAUUAACCAAACGGAUGGGGACAGCGCGGUGCGCAAAAUAAUUAAAAAAGGGAACCCUCAGCAUGAUGGCCAUUCGAAAUAUAAAAUAAAUCCUUACUUCUCGGGGGAAGAACAGGGGAAAAAAUGUAGGACCAGGCCUAGGACUAGGACAAACCACGACCUGAUUAAAAAAUUCGUGGGAAUUUUUCUACCACCAAAGCAUCACCUACUCAUGGUCUUUCACAUCCACGAGUGGUCCACCGCGGUUCAGAUACGUACUGAUAACUUAAACGCCCUCAACUAUUUGAACUCCUUUUUCGAUGAAUGUACGGCUGCAUUCUGA
Molecule: messenger RNA, 6672 nt
Organism: Plasmodium knowlesi strain H
Lineage: Eukaryota; Apicomplexa; Aconoidasida; Haemosporida; Plasmodiidae
Product: conserved Plasmodium protein, unknown function
Exons: 2
Coding region: 1-6672 (2223 amino acids)
Biological process (GO): endosomal transport
Cellular component (GO): lysosomal membrane; AP-type membrane coat adaptor complex
Source: RefSeq, a predicted model, not a curated record